AUGGAGGAGACCCUGCUGACGGAUUUGUGUGCGAUAUGCCAUGUCGUUCCUCCCAAGUACAAAUGCCCACGCUGCUCGAUACGUACUUGCUCUCUCCCAUGCACCCGGCGCCAUAAGCUCUGGUCAGAAUGUUCCGGGGUCCGUGACCCAGCAGCAUACCUAAAACGCAAUGAGCUGGCUACCGAAUCGGCAUUUGACCGCGACUUCAACUUCAUCACUGGCAUCGAACGCACCCUCGAGCGAGCAGAUAGAGAGGCUGAUAACCGCGGAAUCGACCUUGCGCGUGGGGCUCAGUCCGAGCAUCCUGGGGCGGAUGGAACACCGGAGCCCGCGGCGGGCCUUAAGAGGAAGCAUCCCGGUCAGGGCCUUGCCAAGGGUGAGGCUGGAUUCCUGCGUGGUGCCGAAGCUGGCGGAGUGACAGUCAUCCGGGCUCCCAAGGGAAUGUCAAGGAAUAAGCAGAACGGAUCCCGUCUGCAUCCAAAGCACAAAUGUCUUUCUUGGACCAUUGAGUGGAUCACCGCCGAGGGGGUGAAGACCAUCCGGAAUUCUGUCGUGGACACAUGCUCAGUGACAGAGGCCUAUGAUCGGUGCUGUCCACGUCCAAAGGAAUCAGAAUCAGAUGCUGGGCCCGCGAAGGACGAGGCAAGGAAGGAGUCGAGUGUCCCCGCCGAGAGCACAGGCAACGAGACCAUUGGAGAAACCAAGUCUUCAGCUGAGACUGCGGAGGUCACUGCAGCAUCAGAAGCAAUUCACUCUCCUGUUCCUGAUGCACCAGAAGUGCCGGCAGAAGCAUCGACCGAAAUUGACAAUCAAGCGGUCGAGACAGUGCCAGACCAGAGUAUCUCCCCUCACCGUGGCCUCUUCUUCUAUCUUCACCGUCCCCGCACCACAACGAAAAAGCCUGUACUGGUUCCCCUCUUGCAGUCGGCAACCUUGAACGCCACUCUUCGCAAUCGUACCGUGCUUGAGUUCCCCACCAUCUACGCCCUUCCGCUCCGAGCGGAAGAACUAGCAGAAAAAGAAAGCUCGUUCAUUCUGGAAGAGGAAUAUCUUCGAACUGUCGGACCGGAAGAAAAUCCCUUAUCAACCGGAAGCGAUGACGAACAGCCCGAUGGCACACUGCCUGGAUCUUCAGUGAAUCUUCAGAAUGUUGAUGAGCACAAAGUGUUGGAGGUGUUGAAGCAGGAUCUAUUCGAACCGGUGGACACUUCUGUGUAA
This is a messenger RNA of Penicillium olsonii, 1218 nucleotides long. NCBI's taxonomy places the organism in Eukaryota, Fungi, Ascomycota, Eurotiomycetes, Eurotiales, Aspergillaceae. The record is from the annotation of a GenBank genome assembly.